Molecule: messenger RNA, 444 nt
Organism: Auanema sp. JU1783
Lineage: Eukaryota; Metazoa; Nematoda; Chromadorea; Rhabditida; Rhabditidae
Source: the annotation of a GenBank genome assembly
AUGCUGGGUUCUGGUUGGGUAUCCACAAAAGCAGUUCUUCUGAGAAGAAAAUUUAAUGAAGUGCAUAACAAUUUGAGGAUGAAAUUUAUGGAGAUGGAAAUGAGUAGCAACGCGCUUAGAGUUUAUUCAGCAGCGCUCUACGAUAGCAUAGAAGAAAUCAAUCGUUUGAUUGUGAAUCCCUUAGUCCGUGAUCACAAGGAGCCAAAUCUUCUCAAACCGGAAGUUAACGCAAAUUCACCGGCAAAGUUGUUACUGCAGAGAUUGCGCCGACAAGUAAGAGCAACAUGCAUGAUCGCAGAUGAUAUUCAAAACGGCUCUGAAGCGAACGCGACCGAAGCCGAAGUUCUGACUGUAGUGGAGCAAGAGCUCGACAAGCUUUACGACAUCCUCUCACCAGAUACAUCCAUAAGAGGACUAGAAACUAUCAUCCCACUAAUUAAUUAA